AUGUUGGAAGCACUUGCUAACGAUUUGAUUCCACAAGAAAUUGUUCUGGAUGUCAAUCAUUUUCAAUUACGUCUUCAAGGAAGAGCUGAACUAUUACGUCCAGAUGCUCGUUUAUGUGAUUGUUAUCAGGUUCAGCUCUGUCAUCGAUUGGAUCAACCACUGAGAUUAAUUUUAGAACCAAAAGACGUUGAUCAACCAUAUAUAGAAAAAACUCUCAGUACUAAUGAACAAUUCAUUCCUCAGAAUUUCUUCACAAAUAAUCGACCAACACCUACUGAAGAAGAUAUAUUCAUCAGUUAUAGCGUAUUUCAAAAUGCGCUGGAAAAGUUUCGAUCAUGUAUUGUUGAAAAUUAUGCACAAGUGGAUAGUGAAUCAUGGUUAAAAGAUGUUCACUGUGCCAGUUCAAGUUUAUGUCAGUCAGUAAAAGCUGUUUUAGCAGCUGUCUGUUAUGGUAUGGCUUUUUCUGAUGUUAUCAAUGCAUUAGGAAACAUACAAGUGUGUAUAAUGGAUAUUGUAUAUGAUAUUGGUUUAAAUAAUAAAGUAACCGGUUUCAAGCGUCACGAUAAUAAAAAUUUUAACAGCUUUCGUAGCGAUAGUCAACAGAAUACUACACAGGAAAAUUGGUUUUCAUCAUCCUAUAAGCGAAAACAGACUAGGACUUCUCCAACACUUGUAUCCAAUCUUCAGUCCACCAUUAAAAACACAAGCAAAACACUAGUCAAUUUAAAACGUGAUAUAAAGCCGCAAUCAAGAAAGAAGCUACAUAAUUUGAUUUUAUCGUUGACUAAAAAUCUUCUCUGUCAACUAAGUGCAUUUUUUAUAUGGCGUCAAGUUAAUAUCUCAGUAAAUCCUCAAUUAAUUGGGAAUAGUAAUUUUUAUCCAAUGGUGUAUCGAAUGAAUCAUUUAGUUAUCUGA
Schistosoma mattheei is the source of this 915-nucleotide messenger RNA. Lineage: Eukaryota; Metazoa; Platyhelminthes; Trematoda; Strigeidida; Schistosomatidae. The record is from the annotation of a GenBank genome assembly.